CCUAAACCUUCUUUCAUAUUUGCCUUUUUCUGUCUUCAAUUAGGGUUUUGGGAAGAAACCAUAUCAAAGUAUCAAACGAACCACAGUUACAUUUUCUACCAAGUUUUUUUCUCGGCGAUUCAAGAGCUGCUUCAUAAUGGCUGGAAUCAAGGUUUAUGAGCUCCGGCAAAAAACAAAAGCAGAACUUUUGAGUCAGUUGAAGGAUCUGAAAGCAGAACUUGCUCUUCUUCGCGUCGCUAAGGUCACUGGUGGUGCUCCAAAUAAGCUCUCCAAAAUCAAAGUUGUCCGGCUUUCAAUAGCACAAGUUUUGACUGUGAUUUCACAGAAACAAAAGACAGCAUUGAGGGAAGUGUAUAAGAAUAAGAAAUACUUGCCUUUGGAUCUGCGUCCCAAAAAGACAAGAGCCAUUAGAAGACGUCUUACUAAGCAUCAGCAAUCAUUGAAGACAGAGCGUGAGAAGAAGAAGGAAAUCUACUUCCCAUUGAGAAAAUAUGCAAUCAAGGCGUAAUGCUGGGCUCUUUUUACAUGACUUGGGAUAUGUUAUUUGUCAUAUUUUGCAAAAUAUUUGGUCUUGGAUUUUGUUUUUGUUUCCUUAUGAGUUUAACUAAUCAUUAUAAAACAGAAUUAAGUUAA
Molecule: messenger RNA, 633 nt
Organism: Trifolium pratense (red clover)
Lineage: Eukaryota; Viridiplantae; Streptophyta; Magnoliopsida; Fabales; Fabaceae
Product: 60S ribosomal protein L35
Exons: 4
Coding region: 137-508 (123 amino acids)
Biological process (GO): translation; maturation of LSU-rRNA from tricistronic rRNA transcript (SSU-rRNA, 5.8S rRNA, LSU-rRNA)
Cellular component (GO): cytosolic large ribosomal subunit; ribosome
Molecular function (GO): structural constituent of ribosome; mRNA binding
Source: RefSeq, a predicted model, not a curated record